AAUCAUGGUCAGCAAUAACUAUCUUUAUCUGGCAGUGGCACACACCUCUACAUAACCAAAAAAAAUUCCCUGUUUUCUUCUUUGCUUGAAAAUUUUCCACUUUGAAGAAGCUGCAAGCUAGCUCUAUAUUCUCUUUCAGUUAAAGUAUAGUUGAAAAUUCAUAGUUAAGAAUCUAGAAAGUCAUAAACUUGUGAUGGAACAAGAAGAAAAAAACAUGAAAGACAACAAAACGACAAAAAACGAGGUUGUUCUUCGAAUUUCCAACAACGAAGAAAACAGUGAUUUUGGUGGUACCCAUUUUGCUGAAACUAGUUCCUACUCUCCUCAGUUCAUUUCCAAGACGGGUUCAUCUCCAUCUCCAAAAGGAUCACAUGCAGAAGCAGAACUCAUGGAGCUUGAGAAUCUCAGAAGAAGCAAUGUUCAAGUUCCUACAACAAGCACUUUCUUGGCUAGGUCUGAAUUUUCAAAGCCAAAGUCAAGAAUGGUUGAGCCACCAUUUCCAAAAGAUGCAACCUUUGGUGAAGAAAAGACUCAAAUGAAGAAGGUUGCAGUUGGUUCUCCAAGGGAUGUUCAUGAUGGAAGUGGAACUGUUGUUACUCCAAGGACACCUUUGAUUGCUACUCCAAGAGGGAAGGAAGAAGAUGAAGAAGAUGAUGAUGAUGAUGAUGAAGAAGUGUACAAGACUGCAGAAGUUGAAGUGAGUAAGAGAUCUGGUAAGAAAAAGAGGAAACUUUGGAGUUGGAUUGAGUUGUUUGCUUUUGUUUGCAUUUUAGGGUUUUUGAUUGCAACCUUAUUGGUUCAUAGGUUGCAACAUAAGGAAAUUUGGAGUUUGGAACUUUGGAAAUGGUGUGUGCUUACAUUGGUAAUUAUCUCUGGUAGAUUAGUCACUAGUUGGUUUAUCAGUGUUCUGGUUUUCUUAAUUGAAAGAAACUUUCUGUUUAAGAAGAAAGUUUUGUAUUUUGUUUAUGGUGUUAGGAAGAGUGUUCAAGCUUUUAUAUGGUUUAGUUUGGUACUUUUGGCAUGGAGUUUAAUUUUCCACAAUGGAGUUAAGAGAACAAGAAAAGUUAUUAGGGUUCUCGAUUACAUCACAAGGGCACUUGGUUCUUGUGUUAUUGCAUCGGCUAUAUGGUUGGCGAAAACAUUGUUGAUUAAGCUGCUGUCUUCACAUUUUCAAUCAUCUAGAUUUUUCGAUAGGGUUCAAGAAUCAAUUUUUCAUCAGUACAUUCUUAGGACUCUUUCUGGUCCUCCUUUGAUGGAGAUGGCGGUAGGUAAGAGUUCGAGUGGAGGCCGACUCAGUUUCAAGACGUUGAUUAGAGAUAAUGAGAAGAAAGGGAAGAAAGAACAAGAACAAGUCAUUGAUGUGGACAAGCUCAAGAAAAUGAAACAAGAGAAGGUUUCGGCUUGGACUAUGAAAGGAUUGAUUAAUGUGAUCAGGAGUUCUGGAUUGUCUACCAUUAGCUAUACACCAGAGAGCAUCUAUGAAGAUGUGAGUGACAACAAAGAUAAUGAAAUUACUAGUGAAUGGGAAGCGAAGGCGGCUGCGUUUCGAAUUUUCAGGAAUGUUGCUAAGCCAGGAAGCAAGUGCAUUGAGAAGGAAGAUCUGUGGCGCUUCAUGAGAAUUGAAGAAGUAGAAAAUUUGCUUCCACUUUUUGAAGGAGCAGUUGAGACUGGAAGAAUUAAGAGAAAGUCUCUUAAGAACUGGCUGGUGAAAGUCUACCUAGAGCGUCGAUCACUUGUGCAUUCACUAAAUGAUGCCAAAACAGCUGUUGAUGAAUUGAAUAACCUUGCUUCUGCAAUUGUCCUUGUUUUGUCCAUUAUUGUGUGGCUGCUUGUUAUGGGACUCUUAACAACUCAAGUUCUUGUCUUCAUAUCAUCACAGCUUUUACUUGUUGUGUUUGUGUUUGGCAACACAGCUAAGACUGUAUUUGAAGCUAUUAUAUUUGUUUUUGUGAUGCAUCCGUUCGAUGUCGGUGAUCGUUGUGUCAUUGAUGGUGUUCAGAUGAUUGUUGAAGAGAUGAACAUAUUGACUACAAUCUUUUUGAGAUACGACAAUGAAAAGAUAUUCUAUCCAAAUUCAGUUCUUGCAACUAAGCCAAUCAGUAACUUCUACCGGAGUCCCGAAAUGAGCGAUUCUGUUGAAUUUGCUGUUGAUGUUUCUACUUCAAUAGAAAAUAUUGGAGCCUUGAAGACUAGAUUAAAAGCAUACUUGGAGAGUAGGCCUCAACACUGGCGUCCGAACCACAACGUAAUCGUUAAGGAUAUCGAGAAUGUAAACAAGAUGAAAAUGGCUCUAUAUGUUAAUCACACCAUAAACUUUCAGAAUUAUACCGAUAAGAGCAGCAGAAGAUCUGAAUUAGUCCUGGAGUUGAAGAAAACCUUUGAAGAUCUUGAUAUUAAAUACCAUCUUCUGCCGCAAGAAGUUCAUCUCGACCGCCAAGGAAAUGUUAGCGACGAGAAACAGAGAAAUAAAGGAAGGAGUUGUUAGACAUAGUUGGAUAUUAAUUAGAAUUAGUUUAAUGUAGUUUAAGGUGGUUAGAAGUUAGUUGUGAUUAGUUGUUAGUUGGUUAUAUUAGUUAUACUUUAGUAUUACCAAAAUUAGCUAACUUAUGAGCAAUUUGAUUAGCUUCAUGCCUUUCAUAAUCAUGUAUUGCAUUGCUAAAAACUGAUAUAAAAGAGGAUAAAAAUGCUUAAUGCAGUCCUUAAACAAGAUAAUUUCUUUUUCA
Medicago truncatula (barrel medic) is the source of this 2723-nucleotide messenger RNA. RefSeq names its product mechanosensitive ion channel protein 10. NCBI's taxonomy places the organism in Eukaryota, Viridiplantae, Streptophyta, Magnoliopsida, Fabales, Fabaceae. Gene Ontology annotation, biological process: monoatomic anion transport; detection of mechanical stimulus; transmembrane transport. Gene Ontology annotation, cellular component: plasma membrane. The transcript has 5 exons. Gene Ontology annotation, molecular function: mechanosensitive monoatomic ion channel activity. The record is from RefSeq and is a predicted model, not a curated record. The coding region runs from base 194 to 2485 and encodes 763 amino acids.